Messenger RNA from Leptopilina heterotoma, 6899 nucleotides. RefSeq lists its product as uncharacterized. The transcript has 4 exons. Bases 3213 to 6899 code for a protein of 1228 amino acids. The record is from RefSeq and is a predicted model, not a curated record. Lineage: Eukaryota; Metazoa; Arthropoda; Insecta; Hymenoptera; Figitidae.
UGUGAAAUUAUAAAAUAUUUCAGAACGUUAUAUUUUUAGUCUUUUGCAAAAGGGCUGUAGAGUUUGAGCAACUUAAACUAAUAAACUUUAUCUAAUUGUUCAAUUUAAUGAAAAAGAAGAAUUUAAUUUUGCACCAAUAUUGUAAAAUCAAUAAUAACCUACACUACUGUCAGCUUAAUUGCUUUUCAGCCUUCGUAAGAGUAAAACCUUGAGUGAAAAAAAUAUUCAAAGUUAUUAAAUAUAUAGUGAUGGUUAUAUGUAUAAUAGCGAAGUGGACAAUUUGACAAUAUUUAAUAAUAUUCUAGAACGAUAUUUAAGGAUUAUUUAAAAAUUAUUAAAAAGUAUGUUGUUGGACAAUCAACCCCCUAAAGGCAAUAUAAACGGAGAACUUUCGCAUUACACAAAGACUAUUUGCGAUCCGAAAGCAAAAAAUUAAUUAUUAAUGUUGUAAAGUUCAGAUGUAGUACUUUUAACUGAAGUACUUAUCGUUCACUGACAGUACCUAAUAUAAUAAACAGUAUUUAAAAAAUUUGUUCAAGAUUUAUUCAACCUUACAAACCAAUCUUCCUAAAUAUGAAAGGAUAAAAUUUACUGAAAAAUUCUGUACUAUUUUACAGUAAAAAUAUCCCAACGUUCGAAGAGAAAAAUUCCAUAAUAAGUAAUUUAAAAGAGAAAUUUUCUAAGAAUUUACAAGAAAAAUUUUCCAAGGUUGCAAAGGGAAGAUUCCCCAAGAUUUCAAAGGGAACAGUUCCCAAGGAUGCAAAGGGAAAAUUCCACAAGAUUUUAAAGGGAAAUUUCCUCGAGUUUCUUGGGGAAAAUUCCCCAAGAUUUCAAAGGGUAAAUUCCUAAAGUUUUUUGGGGAAAAUUCCCCAAGAUUAUAAAGGGAAAAUUCCCCAAGGUUUUAAAGGGAAAAUUCCACAAGAUUUUAAAGGGAAAAUUCCUCUAGUUUUCUUGGGGAAAAUUCCCCAAGUUUUCUUGGUGGAAAUUUACCUUUUUUGGUUAAAAUUGCGUCACCAAGAUUUUGGGGAAUUUUCCCCAAAAAUUUUUUACAGUGUAGACUUAUUCCGGACACCAUUAAAACAGGUAUCUUCAGUAAUAAUAAGUUUCAACUAAAUUUGUACAUCACAACAGCAUCAUGAUCAGAACAGUGACUCUCUGCCUACUAUUUACACAGAUCAGUUGCCAACAAGAGAGUUUUAAUCUAUCUGACAUAUUGAAAAUGGAAGAAACUUUUAAAGAUUCUAUAGAAUUCGUAAAGAAUAAAGUUACAGAUAAACGCGGGGUACUUUUUAUUGGCAUUGCUAAAGCUGGCAAAAGUACAUUAAUGAAUUAUGUAAUUGGUAAAAAAUUAAAGGCUGUAAGAACGCAUAAGUUCGAAAAAAUAAUGAUUACACAGGAAAGCGAAGGAGACGAAGCUCCGAAAAUUGGUAACAAAUCUACAUCAUUAACAACAAUUCCAACAAAGUGGAAAUCGGACAAAAUUCCCGACUUUACUCUGUGGGAUUGUCCUGGAUUUAGUGAUAAUAGAGAAUUAAUACAAGACGUUACUAAUGCCUUGUAUGUCUAUCAAUUGAUAAAAAGUAUGGAUGAACUAAAAUUUACGUUGGUUAUUAGUUAUGAUGCCUUUAAAGAUGAUAACAUUCAACCCUUUCUAACACUUUUAACCCAUCUUGCAACAUUGUUUGGUAAUAACUUUGAAAAUAUUUAUGACAGCAUAUCAGUCAUUUUCACAAAAGUGCCGUUCUCUGAAAAUAAGGAAGUCGUUGAUAAUGAAUAUAUUAACAGCAAAUUGCGGGAAAAAGUUGUAUUAAGAACUCAACUAAAAAUCUAUGAAAGUUCUCGAAAUUUCGUCAAUUAUAUAACAAAUAAUGAAGAUAAUAUUGCCAUAUUUAGAAGACCAAAAAGAGAAGGUAAACUAACUUCUUGUGUUAAUGAUAACAUAAUGCCGGCAAUUAGAAAAACAAAGAAAAUUAACAACACCUUAAUCCAAGAUGUAAAACCAAGCUUUUCUGAUACAUCUUCUUUGUACUUGCUCGCAGGCCGGUCACAAUUACUGGACAUAAAAUUAUUUGAAAACUUAGAUUAUGUUAUGUCAAAUGUUCUAGAAUCUUAUGAAAAAUAUAUAAAUACAGUAAGGCCUACAGAAAGGCUAAUGUAUUUACGACCACUUCAAGUAAAACUUAUGAAUUAUAUCACGCAAAUAAAAUAUUAUAGUGAUAGUAAGAAUUAUGCAUUUGAUAAUAUAGCAUUGCUUCAAAAACUGCACAGUAAUGCCAAACAAUUAAUAGAAAGCAAUCAUUUAUUAGAAAAAGUAAAAGCAAUUUCAUUUAUCGAUAUUGUUCUGAGAAUAGAAAAAAACAAUCAUGUAACAUUGAAUGUUAAAAAUAUUAUGGAUCAUUAUCAAGCAGGUCUUGUAAGAAUAAUAAGGAAAAUUAUGUGCGUACUAUAUGGUGAUAUGUGUUUGAAUUUGAAUUUUUAAUCUGUUCCCGCUGAAAUGUUUUAUCGGCCUCUGCCGUUUCUUUUUAUGUACUACUGUUUUCAAUAUGGCGAUAAAAAGAUUUUCUCGCACACACGCUUUCGUCUUUUAUUCGAAUUUAUUUGUGAAACCCAGCUAAAAUAAACUAAACAAAAUGGUCCUUCGAGCCGGAUGGCUUAGGUGAAGUUAUUCGGACGUUAUUUGUGAAGUUUUGUGACAAAUUGCAAGUUGAAUCUAACAAUCAAACUUUCUAUUGUGAGACAAGACGGCGUGGUUAGAUAAAUGCGCAGUGCGUGCAUUUAGACCUUUUUUACUUUGCAACGCCGUUACAAAGGCAUACAAGUUUCGUUUUCGUUUACAUUUGAUACAAAUAAUUGUUCCUGUUUUCGCAACAGCCGUCACAAAGGCAAUCACAACGUGGUAAACUAUUUUACUUAACAAAUUUGGAUUACAUUCGCACUACAAAUCGCCAAACAUCUACAUUCAAUAAUUUGCAUCGUUUCAAUCUAUUCAACACGUCAAACAAUUGGAGAUCAACAGCGGAGCGUGGAAGCAGACUUCCUGUAAAAAAUAAAUUAUCUCAUUUCGCAUCCUGAAUCAAGACGGGAAGUAUUGACGCCAUUUUCGAGCAGCGAUCAACGCAAGGCGUCCCGGAAGGAAGGAGAAUCAACGCAAAGGACACGUGAGCAUUCCUAGUUCUUUUCCCUGUUCCUUGUUUCGUUUCCAUUCCAUCAAAAUGGCCGAAAUAAAUCAAUUAGUUAAAAAACGCGGUAGUUGUAAAUUAAAAUUAACAAGUUUUGCAAAACACGUCAACAAAAUAAAAACAAGUAAUCUUGACAAUCAAAUCCCAUUAGUAGAUGUCGUUAAAUUAGAAUUACAAAAUAGAGUAGACAAUAUUAAACAAUCUUUUGUCGAUUUUGAUAAAAUACAAUCAAACAUAGAAGAAUUGACAGACAAUGAGGAGGACACUGUUGAUUAUCGCGAAACAUUUGAAAAAACUUAUUUUGAAAGUGUAGCUUUAGCUCAAAGUUUGAUAGCUCAGGGAAUUCCGGUUGAUCGAGCUCCUCCUGGCAUGCAACAACGUAACGCUCAAAAUAAUCAACAAGAUAAUGCAUUGAACGUUAAUUUUCACGCGAAUCAACCACUAGGUGUUAAACUGCCUACAAUUGAAUUACCAAAAUUCAGAGGCGAGCUCUCAGAAUGGUUAGGUUUCCGCGACACCUUUUCUUCCCUUAUUCAUGACAACAACCAAAUUAGCAACAUACAAAAAUUCCAUUACUUGAGAGCAGCGGUCGAGGGUGAUGCCGAACAAAUUAUAAAAUCUCUCGAGUUCUCGGCAGCAAAUUAUUUAGUGGCAUGGGAAGCUUUACGUACGCGUUUCGAUAAUACAAAUCUUUUAGUUCAAAAUCACUUGAAAUCAAUUUUUAACAUCGAGCCAAUUCAAAAAGAAAGUGCUUCCCAACUUCGACAAGUAGUAGACACUUUGAAUAAACAUUUAAGGGCUCUAACCGCUUUAAGAUUACCCACUCAACAUUGGGACGCUUUAUUAAUUUACAUGAUUUCCACUAAAUUAGACAAAAUAACUGCUCGCGCGUGGGAGAAAGAAAAAACUGAUAAUGAAAUAAUUACUCUCGAGAAUUUGAAGCGUUUUUUAAAAGGUAGGGCAGAUAUGUUAGAAACUUUAGAGAUUAACAAUUUACAAAUUGACAAAAAUACAAAAAUAAAACCUCCUCAAUCUAGCAGCCAGACAAAAGUCAAAUCCUUUCUGACCAAAAAAUUAAAUUGCUUGAUUUGUGAUGAAGAUCACCACUUACAAAACUGCUCCAAAUUUCUUUCACUUUCUCCUCAACAAAGAGUCGAAAAAAUAAAACCUUUAAAAAUCUGCUUAAAUUGUUUAAGACCCAAUCAUUUCAUAAAAGAUUGCAAAUCUCAGGGCUGUAAAAAAUGUCAGAUGAAGCACAAUACACUUCUACAUUUUGAAAAGGCAACUACUUCCGAUGAAACAAAUUCUUCCAGAUUAAAUAACAGUAAAUCGGUGACGUCGUGUUGUAUUAACAUUGCAAAUGAUGGGGUCUUAUCGACUGCUUCAGUCCUGGUAGAAAAUUCAAACAAAAAAUUGAAAACAGCCCGUGCUAUUCUCGACAAUGGUUCUCAAACAGGCUUAAUUACCAAAAAGUUCGCUAAUUUCCUCAAUCUUGAGAAAAUUCCAAUCGAUGUCACUUUAAAUGCCGUCAACAAUUUAGCGUCAAAUAUAAAAUAUAGAUGUGUUGUACAAAUUUCAUCCAAACAGUGCAAUUUUACAUUCAAAAUUUCAUGCCUCAUUGUCCCGGAAAUCACGACUCAUUCUCCGCAUUCAGCAAUUAAAUCUUCAACUUUGGAAAUCCCUUCUUAUCUUCCUUUGGCUGAUCCUGAUUUUGGAAAAUCGGGAAAAAUCGACAUAUUAAUAGGAAACAAUAUAUUUUGGAAUUUAAUCUCGUUAGGUCAAGUGAAGUUAAACAAUGAAGGUCUAUUGCUUCAAAAAACAAGGCUUGGUUGGAUUUUGGCAGGUCCAACGCCAAAUCUGUGUUUAAACCCCGUUUUGAACACUGUCAAUUGCAAUUUAAUUCAAACCUUAAAUUUGGAGACGCAGUUAACUAAAUUUUGGGAAUUAGAUGAGCAUUUUGAAAGUAAACCAAAAACUCUUAAUGACAAAUAUUGUGAAUCGUUUUUUGAAAAAACCACUAAACGAGACGAAAAUGGUAAGUUUAUCGUUACUAUUCCAUUAAAAGGAAAUCUUGAUCAGUUAGGGGAGUCCAAAGAACAAGCUCUUCGUCGUUUUUUGAAUUUAGAGAAACGUCUAAAGAAAAACCCUGAACUAAAAACCGAUUAUAACAAUUUUAUGAUCGAAUACGAAAAUUUGGGGCACAUGACUGAAGUACUAGACGAAUUUAGUGUUCUUAUAUCGUAUUAUAUACCUCAGCUUAUAAUUAUCCGAGAGAGUAGUUCAUCAACAAGAGUUCGUGUCGUUUUUGAUAGUUCGUCUCCCACUUCGAGCGGAGUUUCAUUCAAUGAUCUUCAAAUGGUCGGUCCCUUGUUACAGGAGGACCUUUUUUCAAUUCUCGUUCGAUUUAGAAAGCACGUGUUUGUAGUUUGUGGUGACAUCACAAAAAUGUAUCGUCAGAUACUUGUCACAGAAGAACAACGCCCUCUUCAACGUAUUUUGUGGCGUCCUGACGAAAACGGUCCAAUAAAAAUUUACAAUUUAAACACCGUCACCUACGGCACCGCGGCUGCGUCGUAUUUAGCUAUUAGGUGUCUGCACCAAAUUGCCCUUGAUUGUGAAAAUACUCUUCCAGAAAUAGCAAAGGUUAUUCAACAUGAUUUUUAUGUGGAUGAUUUUGUUUCAGGCUCGGACUCAAUUGAAGGAGCUAAACGCAUAGCGAAAAAGGUUUUUGAAGUCUUAUUGGCAGGAGGGUAUGAACUCCGAAAAUGGAUUUCUAAUGACCCGCGUGUCAUCGAGGAUCUUGUAGAUUUCAAAAAUAACGCGGAAACAAUCAAUUUUUCGAAUGAUGAUCAAAUUAAAAUGCUCGGUUUGACGUGGCAAGCUAAUUCUGAUCGUUUACUUUAUUCCGUUAAUGUUUCGAGUAGUAACAAAAUUACAAAAAGACAAAUUUUGUCUGACAUCGCGCGAAUUUUUGAUCCGUUGGGUCUUCUUGGUCCUUGUAUCGUAAUUGCGAAGAUUUUACUCCAACGGCUUUGGCUCGAAAAGGUAUCUUGGGAUGAAUGUCUUCCGGUAGAGAUUAACGCACAAUGGUUAGAAUACAGAAGACAACUCCCAAAUCUAAAUGCGCUGUCGAUUCCUCGACGUAUAGUUUGUUUAGAACCUGCAAAUAUCGAAAUUCACGGUUUUUCCGAUGCUGCGAAAAACGCAUACGGAGCAUGUGUCUAUCUUCGUUCGGAAGACGCGUCAGGUAACAUUCAAGUGCAAUUGAUUUGCUCCAAAUCUCGAGUUUCCCCGCUAAAAACUAAGUCUAUUCCUCGUCUCGAACUUUGCGGUGCUCUCGAAUUAGCGAAAUUGACUGCUAAGGUUACAAAGGCUUUAGACACCAAUAUUAAUAGUACUUAUUACUGGUGUGACUCGACAAUAGUUUUAUGUUGGCUAAGAGCUCAGUCUGGUGCGCUCGAAACUUUCGUAGGAAAUCGAGUCAGUCAAAUUCAAGACUUAACAGAAAUUGAUUGUUGGAGACACGUUAGGAGUGAAAACAAUCCAGCGGAUUGUAUUUCUCGAGGUGUUGCUCCGAAUCUUCUCGCUAGUUUAAAAUUAUGGUGGCAAGGUCCUGAAUUUCUAUUUAACGAUAAAUCUGAAUGGCCUUCCAAUGUGGUCUUACCUGACGAUGUUCCUGGUUUCAAAAAGGGCUGUAAUUUAUUAACAAAGGAAAUUUGA